This is a messenger RNA of Serendipita indica DSM 11827, 507 nucleotides long. NCBI's taxonomy places the organism in Eukaryota, Fungi, Basidiomycota, Agaricomycetes, Sebacinales, Serendipitaceae. The record is from the annotation of a GenBank genome assembly.
AUGUCGGACCGAAAGACAGCCAAAUCCAUGAAACAGCACAAAAGCGCGAAUUCAUCGAGAUCUUCAUCUCGCGCUCGACCCUCAACGAGUAAGAGGGAUCAAGUAUACGACGCUGUCAACUUUGGUCUCGAUGUGACCGUAAAUAUAGCCGAAGGAUCAGAUAUACUUGCGCCUCUAAAGGCGGCCUGUCGAACAACCAAAUUGAUCCUUGAAGUCGUCCAGGCGACAGAGAACAACCAAGAAGAAUGGAUCGACUUGGCUCGACGCCUGAAAGGAUAUAUAUCAGCACUUGAGGAACGGGUUGCUAUAUUUGAGACAUAUCCUCCGGAGGACAGGGUUGUCGACAAGGCAUUUAGCCAGCCGCUCAUUCACUAUACUGAAUUCCUCGAAACGAUGAAUGACAUGGUUGUCGACCUACAGACGAAACGGAGCCGCAGCAAAGCCGGCAUCUUUACCGCGUUCAUCAAAAUCAAAAUUAACGCUGGGAAGAUUUCCAAACUUAAUUGA